AUGGUUGGCGUCAUCGCCGUGCCAAGCUCAUGGUUACCACCCGUUGGUAUCGGGGACUGCCUGAGCUUCUGGCAGGUGAAGAUAGGAGACCUGUACGAGUUCUGCGAGGAGAUCCCCCUGAGCGAGGAGCCUGUGGGCUUCCCGGAUUCCAAUACAGACGGGGCUGAGGUAAAAAGUUACUUUCAAGCAGAGCAGGAGCAAGCAGCUGCUUGUAACCUGCGUAAUGCAUGGCUGUUCGCUUAUGCGGACGAUCACAAACUCGGAGCAAACUACGUCACAGAUGGCAAGGAAGGAGUUCUACGUUGCUUGAAACUCACCAACUCUGAAUCGCACUUGAAAGAUCUCAUGCAUCAGCAGAUGAUGGCAUCAAGGCCUGAUUUCAUCCCUGCCGCCAAACUGAGGGCCCCAACGCUCGAUGAAUAUGUGGAGCAUAAGUUUAAACUCAGAGAGGUGCUGGAGGCAGAGCUCAACUUCAGGUCACAGAAGAGAGAAGAGAAGAACAAAGCCGAGAAAGACAACAUCGGCAACGCGGACUUAAACUCCGGGUUCGGCGACCGCCCCACUCAAGGGAUGCCGAUGCCGUCCACCAAAGAGUUUCCUGAAGGUGUUGACAUCAAAGUGUCGGUCACUGGAGUGCACGUUGCAUUGUGGACUGGACACUUCGAGGAGAUGGAGGAAUUCUCGUUCAACUUCAUUGAAGAGAACGUGGAGUUGACAAGGAACACAAAAAAGAAUGCCAUGUCAGUCAACCUGAACGAGGGGAGGUUCACGCUAAGGCUGCGGAGAGACGAGGGUGGGAAGCAUUGGUACCUGACCGGACUAAGGUGCAUGAUACAAGCGAACGUCAACCACAUUUGGAACAAGAGCUUGGCGUACAGGGGAAGGAAGCUGGGAAGAUUCAAAGGAGCAGCUCUCGACGUUCGGCUUGAGUGGAUGAGCCCCACGUGGAAGUCGCUCAACAGCGGGGACACUUUCAUCCUCCUCAACUCCUCCGGGGACCCUCGUAAGGAUCCUUCCUCCUACUCCUUCCUAGAGCUCAGAGACUCGCUGCUUUGGGUCUGGGUGGGAAGAACUUCCAACCAGUUUGAGCUGGACGCUUGUGCGGAUUGGGUGGGAAAUUUUGUCCGCAGGCUCAUCAAAGUGAACGAGUACAUCAGCGUCCGCUGGGUUGAGCAAGGGAAGGAGCCGCCGGAGUACUGGGAGGGCAUGGGGGGAGGCCCACCCGCAGGAGAGGAGAUCGCAAGGGAGGAUGUGCUGAUCAGCGACGAGAUGUAUGAGCACUUCCCUCAUUCCCUUCCCGCCCAUCCCAAGUUCCGCCGGCCCCCCAGCAGGGAAAGCCUGGUGCACGUGGCGGUGAUCGGAGGAGGGAUAGCGGGGGCCUCGUGCGCAGCGUACCUGAGCAGGAAGGGAGAGAACUCUGGGAUCCGAGUGACGGUCUUCGAGGCCGGGGAGGAGACAGGGGGGAGGGUCAGGAGCGUGAAGCACAAGAUUGGUGGAGGACACUCUUUCUCCGGCUGCCGCUUCUUCAGCGCGGUUGGAGGAGAGUUUAGGGAGCAGGUGGACAAGUGGGUGAGAAAAGGGAUCGUCGUCCCUUUCGGGUCCUCUCGAGCCAUCGGGAUGACGGAGACGACGGGAAAGAGCUACAGGCUUGACGCGUUUCCUCUCAACCUGUCGAACCCCUACGUGCUGUCAGCUGCACGAGAGUACAUCCGUAUGGGGCCUAAGGACGGGGAGAGCUUGAGCGGAGGGCCUCAUGCUGAUCGCAUCUCCGGCUUCAUGUGGGAUCGCAUGCUUGAGACUCCCUCCGAUGCCGGUCUCGCGCUUCAACGCGCUGAGCAAGAUUACCAAAGAGCAAAAGAAGAGGGCAUCUUGUCUGGCCCCGAGCUCGUUCAGCUGGCUCGAGCGGUCGACAACCUCCGCGCCCUCCUGGAGUCAACGUCCACUGAGUCAAGCAGCGGCAUCGGAGACUUCGACAUCACAGGGCCAUACCUCCAUCGCUUCGCUCAUCCAGGGGGGUUUGAGCGCGCGCAGGCGUCGCGGGGGAUGGGGGAGAGCACGCUGCUGUUUGCGGGGAAACCGCAGCUGAAGACGGUGGUGGAUGCGAUGCUGGAGGGGUCGGACGUCCGUCGGGGUUGUCAAGUGCGCCAUGUGAGGAGGAAUUUUGCAGAGGACAAGUUUGAGGUCGAGCUGGUCUCUUCCUCCCCGAAGAAACGGGGGGGAGAGGAGCAGGGCAGUGAUGGGGAGGAGAAGCGGAGGAGGAUGGAGAUGAUGGGGAACGAGGAAGACAUCGCGGGUGGCAAGAGGACGUCGGAGGCCCUCGCGCUGCUGCGCAUGCAUAAGACUACCGAUUUCAAGAUGUCACGUGGGAAUGUCCGUGCGGGCGAGGAGCAGGAGGACAACGGAGGUACAGAGGGAGAGAGGAGGGAGCAGGAGGAUCAGGAGGAGGGAGCAGGUGGCAGUGGCAUGCCGGGCGAUCGGCGUCGAAGUUCGGCCUUGGGCGUGGAGGCUGUAAACUUGAAGUUUGACUAUGUCUGUGUCUGCACACCCCCGGGCGAUGUUGUUAACAUCCUCAACAAAGUUCAUCCCAAGUCAUCUUUCAUCAUGAAGACAGCGAGCAAGUGUGAGAUGCUUCCUGCAUGGAUUGUCACCAUCGAGUUCGACCAUCUCCCUCCCAUCUCUCUUCAGGGCUCGUUUCACCUCCCUGCCCUCGAGCGAGAUAUCUAUGCGCGGAUGAUGCAGGAGGACGUGUUUCAGCCCAGCCCUCCCGCUGCUGCUCCAGGCAGAGCCUCGCUGACCCCCUUCGACCUCGAGACCUCCAUCGAAGACCUCUUCCACAUGCUGCUGGAGUGGACGGAGGAAAGGGAGGGAGGGCGAAAGCAACGUCAGGAGGUUUCAGGAGAGAGAAGGGGGGAGAGAGAGGAGGAGGAGGAGGAUGAAACGACCUUCAUCGAGAUCUCUUCCAUCGCCUCCAAGUUGUCAAUGCUGGGCUAUCUGGAGGAGGAGAUCGAACUGCUCCUCGACUUCCUCGCAGAGGAAGAGGAGGGGAGCAGCCGUCUUUCUCGCAAAACCCUCAACGAUGCGUUGCAGAGGUACCGGCGGCACCGCCAUGAGCAGCAGCGAAGGAGAACCAAGAGGGACGCAGAGCAGGAGGAGGAGGAGGCGUUUCAGCUCGGUGACCCCCAGAUCGUCAGCUUCUGGGAUAUCACGGCAGAGGCGGAGUACCUCAGGUCGCAGAAGAAGGGGAGUGGUGGAGGAGCGGGAGGAGCGGGAGGAGCAGGAGAAGCAGGAGGGAACCGCAGCAGCACUAAGAGUCUCACGUAUGUUUGGAUGAUAGUCCUGUCCUCCUCGUGGUCGAACAUGAAUCGAGAUGCGAGCCCCAACCAUGUGGCUGAGAAGACGGCAGAGAUUUUCCUCCCUCUAGCCUUAGCCGGCGCGAAUAUGGAGGAGACGGAAAUCAACGUGCGUGCCCACACGCCAUCGCACGUUCAAGCGUCUCUGUGGGAGCAUGCGGAACUUGCAGGCCUGCCGGGCUCGAUGCUAAACAACGCGUCGGCAAUGGACAUGAAGCUCUUUGCGCCGGAGAGGAAGUACUGCCUCUUCGAUGCAGGCAACGGCAUCGGUGUAGCAGGGGAUUGGAUCACCGAGUGCUCGGUAGAAGGAGCAUGGAUGUCCGGCAAGGCGCUGGCCGCCUGCGUCAUCAUCGAUGCAGCAUGCAACGUUGGACGAGAAAGGGCGCUCCUGAAUCGAUACCUCGAGGAUAAGCAGGCGCGGGAGUUUCAAGCUCAGGAAGCUGAGUGGAUGAAGAAAUGGGAGAGGAACAAACAGAUGUUCAUCGUCAGGAACUAUGAGAUUCGCAACUUCUUUCAGUCCAUCUUCCACAACCGCAACGUCGACCUGCUAGCUAAGAUGUGGGACUCUUGGGAGGAGUGGAGGAACGAGGAGUACGCCAGGAGGACGAUGAAGCGAGUGCUGGGGAUGUUGAUUGAUACAAGAUUGCGAGACAGCUAUGACGCAUGGAAGAAUGAUGCUUUCGAGGUCUUGAAGCAUGGGCCCAAGUGGGACAUGAUGAAGCUGUUCCGCAAGAAGCGACAAGACAGGGACAUGGCGAUGAUCUUCAUUGCCUGGUUCCAGUGCGCAGAGAUGGGGAGGGAGACUACCCUACAGAAGAUGUUCAGAUCGAGGGCGCAGCGACGUAGACUGGUGGAGAUCCUGCUUGCGUGGGCUGCGUACGAGCCUCAAGAAGGAGAAGAGGAGGAGGAAAGAAGCAGCCGAAGCAGCUCCGACCAAAAGUCGGACAGAGGAGAAGAACUCCUCGAAGGAGAACGCGACGUUGCGAACGUUAGCGAGCAGGGGAAUGAGGAGCCCAGCCGUGAGGAGGAGAUUGUUCCUGAGGAGGCAGGCAUUGAUGAAGUUAGAAGAGAGGGGUUUCAGAAGAGGGAGCGGAAAAGAGAGAUGAAGACGCUGGAGUCCUUUCCUGAGGAGGAAGAAGGCGCAGAGCACUCGGACUAG
Molecule: messenger RNA, 4509 nt
Organism: Guillardia theta CCMP2712
Lineage: Eukaryota; Cryptophyceae; Pyrenomonadales; Geminigeraceae
Exons: 25
Coding region: 1-4509 (1502 amino acids)
Molecular function (GO): actin filament binding
Source: RefSeq, a predicted model, not a curated record